This is a messenger RNA of Rotaria sp. Silwood1, 381 nucleotides long. Lineage: Eukaryota; Metazoa; Rotifera; Eurotatoria; Philodinida; Philodinidae. The record is from the annotation of a GenBank genome assembly.
AUGUCGUUAACAGUUGAAUUACCAGAUACAAAAAUCAGAACAGAGGGUGUUGAACAAAGUACACCUCAAUCAGAUAUUCCAUCAUUGGUUCCAGUUACACCCGCUGCACGAGAAAUAUUCGAAUCUUAUAGAAAUGUUGUUGAAUCCAAGGCACAAAAAUAUUAUCCAAUGCCGGCUACAUUUCAAAUGGUUCCUUUGAGAAUGUCUAUUAUGGAUAUUGAUGGAGUUAAAACAUAUUUUUUCAAAGUUCGUGUUCCGAAUAAUAAAUUUGUUAAUGUACGGGUUAGAUUGUCUGGUAAAGCUGAAUCUCGAGACAAUCAAGUGGCUGUUGAGUCACGUGCUAAUGGUAAUGUCGAUGAAAAUAUUACUAAAAUGUUCUAG